Molecule: messenger RNA, 1675 nt
Organism: Drosophila eugracilis
Lineage: Eukaryota; Metazoa; Arthropoda; Insecta; Diptera; Drosophilidae
Product: probable fumarate hydratase, mitochondrial
Exons: 5
Coding region: 31-1524 (497 amino acids)
Biological process (GO): fumarate metabolic process; malate metabolic process; tricarboxylic acid cycle
Cellular component (GO): tricarboxylic acid cycle heteromeric enzyme complex; mitochondrion
Molecular function (GO): fumarate hydratase activity
Source: RefSeq, a predicted model, not a curated record
CUCGGAAUCACAGAACAAUAAUAACUAAAAAUGCUAAAGCAAAUCAAUGGCCUUUAUCUGUGCAGACGCAAUCUCUGGGUGGCUUGUGGUGGCUUGCGGGGCAAGGAUAGCAAAAAAGGCAAAGAGAAUGAGAAGUUCCGUAUGGAGAAGGAUACUUUUGGGGAGCUCAAAGUUCCGGAGGACAAACUUUAUGGAGCACAAACGAUGCGUUCCAAGUUGAAUUUUCCAAUUGGCGACAUAGCAGAGCGCAUGCCGAUGCCGGUCAUCCAGGCCAUGGGUAUACUGAAAAAGGCCUGCGCCGAGGUCAACAAGGACUACGGCUUGGAUAGCAAGAUCUCCGAUGCAGUGUCCUGCGCUUGCGAUGAUGUCAUAUCUGGCAAGUUCUAUAAACAAGGUCACUUCCCGCUGGUCAUAUGGCAAACUGGAUCUGGCACGCAGUCCAAUAUGAACACCAACGAAGUGAUCAGCAAUGCAGCUAUAAAGAUGUUGGGUGGCGAACUGGGCAGUAAGAAGCCGGUACAUCCGAAUGACCAUGUGAACAAGUCGCAGAGCUCCAAUGAUACCUUCCCCACCGCCAUCCACAUCUCAGUGGGCAUGGAGCUAAACGAGAGACUUCUUCCAUCGGUGACCCACCUAAGGGAUGCUCUUAAAUCCAAGUCGGAUGAGUUCAAGGACAUCAUUAAGAUUGGCCGCACCCAUAUGAUGGACGCAGUUCCCUUGACUUUGGGUCAAGAAUUUAGUGGCUAUACGCAGCAAUUGACGUAUGGCCUGGACAGGAUUAAGUGUUGUUUGCCGAGGGUGUAUGAACUGGCCUUGGGUGGCACUGCCGUGGGAACUGGACUGAAUACGCAUAAGGGAUUUGCCGAGAAGGUGGCCAAGCGGAUUGCCGAGCUGACCUGCCUGCCUUUCGUUUCAGCGCCCAAUAAAUUUGAGGCUCUGGCUGCCCGAGAUACCAUGGUGGAGGUCCAUGGUAUCCUCAAUACGAUUGCCGUGAGCCUUAUGAAGAUCGCUAAUGAUAUUCGAUUAUUGGGAUCGGGUCCACGCUGCGGUUUGGGUGAGCUAAUGCUGCCGGAGAACGAACCUGGUAGCUCCAUCAUGCCCGGCAAGGUGAAUCCUACGCAAUGCGAGUCAAUGACCAUGCUAUGUGCACAGGUAAUGGGCAAUCAGGUGGCAGUAUCUAUCGGUGGCUCCAAUGGGCAUUUCGAACUCAAUGUAUUCAAGCCAUUAAUAGUAUCCAAUGUACUGCGGUCCAUACGGCUAUUAUCCGAUGGAAGCAUGACUUUCAGUAAGAACUGCGUGGAGGGGAUGAAGGCCAAUAAGGAUAGGAUCGACAAGAUCAUGAAUGAGUCCCUGAUGCUGGUCACCGCCUUGAAUCCGCACAUCGGCUAUGAUAAGGCCGCCCAGAUUGCGAAGACGGCUCACAAGAACAAGACAACCCUGAAGGAGGAGGCUCUAAAAACAGGCAUCACUGAGGAUCAAUUCAAGGAGUGGGUCAACCCCAAGGAGAUGCUCGGACCAAAGUGAUCCGCUUUUAAGUUACUAUCAAUGUGCUAAUUAGCUGUAAUUAAAUUGUAUUGUAUAGAGUUAUUAUGGUAUAUUUUGAUGUAAAAUUUUACAAAAGAUUGUGAAUAUAAUUUUAUUAUAAGAUAUAAACGAUUAUACAAGUUUAUAAUCA